AUGGCGAGUCGAAGCUGUGGGACAUGCAAGGAUCGGCGGAUUCUCUGCGAUCGGACUGUCCCAGCAUGCUCUCAGUGUUCCCAAUCGAACCGCACCUGCAAAGGCUACGGCCUCCGGCUGUCGUGGCCAAAGGCCAAUGAUAAGCGACGUGCUAUGGUGGCACGCUCAUCCCUACAGCAGAGGAGCACGCGGCCUCGUUUCUCUGAUGCGCACCUGGUUAAUAUAUCCACCUGGGACAUCCAGAUGCACCGCUAUCUCUUCGGUCUAGUAUCGAGCGAAUACCACCGACUGACACUACGAUCGCCGAUGCCAUUUAAUCCAUUCAAGUUAGAUGUUACAGAAAACUUCUUAUUUCAUUACUUUCAAUCCACCGCAUCCUGUUCUUUAACCACCUUUGGUCAUGACCCGGCCAAUGUGGGCAACAUGCUUGUCCGCAUGGCUCUCGUCAAUAAUGCCCCAUCCACCGCUGCAGUGCUGCGCUCUUUGCUCGCGUUGUCCUCUUUACACCGUUCUGGGCUGCACUCACAGGCCGCCGAGCUCAAGAUUGAUGCUUUAAAGGCCCUAAGCGCUGCAUCAAAUCGCGAAAUCAGCGCCAUGGAAACAGUCCAGCAUGUUGCUGCGGGGAUGCUCUUAUGCUCAUAUGAGAUCUACCAAGCGUCAUGUACCUCUGGUCAAUGGCGAUCGUACAUUAUCGGUGUAAAAAGUGUCAUCAAAGCCUCAUCUCUCAACCUAUUUAAAGGGGAUAGCGACUUCAAUACUUUGCUUGACUGGGUAUAUUACCAUGAUGUAUUAUCCCGCUUCAGUCUUACACACUGGCACCCGCCGACCAUCGACAGGCCUCUCGUAGAUUUAGACAACCCGGUAGACAUCAUGUCGUUACCGGUGAAUACUGAUCCCUGUAUGGAGAUCACACACUCAACCCAAUCCCCGUUUACCAAAAUCCUGAAGUCUUUGACUGAGGUCUGCAAUCUAGUGGCAAUAAACUUGACUCAUAUAUCUCCAUCCGAAGAAGCCGACAACUUUAAAAGCUACCUUAAAAUCCUCGCAUGGAGGGUCCGGUCCAUUCCGAUCUCGGACACGAGAAUCGACGAGAAUCCUAGCAUGGCGACUCUUGUGGAACUCUUCCAACUAGCCACUCUCGUCUACCUUAACCGAGCAUUUGGAAACACCCUAGAGCCGGCCGCUGAUACUCAACAACGGGUUGAACGAGCCUUCAGUAUUUUCUCUGAGCUCAGUUCAUGUGAACGUCAGUAUCCGCUGUUUAUCUUGGGUUGCGAAGCGCGAACCGAUGCAGAAAGGUGUAUAGUCCUGGAUUUAAUUUCCAGGACAGAGAAGCGGGAUUCAUCACGCUCCCUGUUUAUUACCAAGAAGCUGAUUCAGGCCAUCUGGGUUCAAGACGAUCUUUCCCACGACGAGAUUGGCUAUACUGAAAAGCUCAGUGCCAUUAUGAGCUGUUGCACUAUUCUGCCUACUUUUGUCUAA
Molecule: messenger RNA, 1482 nt
Organism: Penicillium hordei
Lineage: Eukaryota; Fungi; Ascomycota; Eurotiomycetes; Eurotiales; Aspergillaceae
Product: Zn(II)2Cys6 transcription factor
Exons: 6
Coding region: 1-1482 (493 amino acids)
Biological process (GO): positive regulation of transcription by RNA polymerase II
Cellular component (GO): nucleus
Molecular function (GO): zinc ion binding; transcription cis-regulatory region binding; DNA-binding transcription factor activity, RNA polymerase II-specific
Source: RefSeq, a predicted model, not a curated record